AUGAGCGACGACGAUAGCGACAGGGAUGAUUCUAUAGACAGCGAACAGAUGAAAACCGAUCGCUAUGGAUUUCAAGGCGGCAGCCAACUUGAAAAUUGUAGCGACGAUACUGUUGUAGGUAGAGUCGGUAUGAGACGAGAACGUAAAUGGGUCAGUAUGACAAACGAUUUGAAAUCGUGGAAGAGAUGGAUGCGUUGGAGGCAUAAGAAGGUAAUAGAAAGAUGUCGUAAAGGGAUACCGUCAUCGGUUCGCGGUAAGGCAUGGCAAUUUCUAUCGGGAUCUUAUGAAAUACAGAAAAAACAUGAAGGAGAAUUUGACAAACUAUUGUCACAAAAGGUUGAUGAAUCGGUAAUGCGCGAUAUUAAGAAAGAUAUUGGUCGAGCUUUUCCGUACCACGAAAUGUUUUCUAAAAAUGGAGGUCCUGGGCAAAGAGAGUUACUAAGAAUUCUGCAAGCAUACUCUGUACAUAAUCCUUCAAUCGGUUAUUGUCAGGCUAUGGCACCAAUUGGAGCUUUACUAUUGAUGCAUAUGACGACUGAGGAUGCAUUUUGGUGUUUUGUAACAGUGUGUGAAAAAUAUUUAUCUGGCUUUUUCAGUCCUGGAUUGGAAGCGAUACAAUUGGAAGGACAAGUAUUUUAUGCAUUACUUCAAAGGCAUGCACCGGCGGAUAAACUAAAUAUCGAACCUUUGAUGUUUAUGACUGAAUGGUAUAUGUGUGCCUUUGCUCGAACUCUUCCGUGGUCUUUAGUGUUGCGAGUAUGGGAUUUGUUAUUUAUAGAAAAUGUUAAGAUAAUCCACAAGGUUGCUAUUGCUACAAUCAAGUUGACCUUCGACUCUAAAGAAAAAUUGGAUUCGUCGUCUAGUAUGCACGAUACACUGAGAAGAUUGAAAAAUCUACCAGCAGAGAUAUUUGUCAAUAACGCACUAUUACGGGAGGCAAAUGAUAUUUCAAUUACCGAUAAAGACCUAGAAAGAGAAUAUAAAGCUAUUCAAAAUUCGGAAACAACAAUUAAUUAA
Messenger RNA from Trichoplax adhaerens, 1017 nucleotides. RefSeq lists its product as uncharacterized. The record is from RefSeq and is a predicted model, not a curated record. Lineage: Eukaryota; Metazoa; Placozoa; Uniplacotomia; Trichoplacea; Trichoplacidae. The transcript has 14 exons. The coding region runs from base 1 to 1017 and encodes 338 amino acids.